Molecule: messenger RNA, 943 nt
Organism: Cuculus canorus (common cuckoo)
Lineage: Eukaryota; Metazoa; Chordata; Aves; Cuculiformes; Cuculidae
Gene: MCRIP2
Product: MAPK regulated corepressor interacting protein 2
Exons: 5
Coding region: 109-543 (144 amino acids)
Source: RefSeq, a predicted model, not a curated record
UUUAAGGCGGGGCGGCUCGGGGGCGGCUCCGGGGGGGCGGCCCUGCGGGCGGGGGGCGCUGCGCGGCGCGGCGCGGGCGGCGCUCGGUGCCGGUGCCGGUCCCGCACCAUGUACACGCUGACGCGCGGCCCCAGCAAGCUGGCCACGCAGCGCCGCACAGGUCCCACGCAGCAGCCGGUGGAGAGCAGCAAGCUGGGCGAGGCGCGGGCGCGGGCGCUGCCCCCGGCCUGGCCGCCCGCGGGCCCAGCCCAGAAACUCGUCUUCAACAGAGUGAACGGCAAGAGGCCGCAGGUGCUGCUGCAGCAGGUCUCGGCCCCUGAGGAGUGCUACACACUCGCCCACGAGGAGAACGUCCGCUUCGUCUAUGAAGCCUGGCAGCAGGUAGAGCAGCAGCUGGAUGGCAGCCGGAGCGGGGAGAGCGCCUGCGGCCCCGUGCAGUACGUAGAGAAAACCCCCAACCCCGGACUGAAAAACUUUGUUCCCAUUGACCUGGAGGAGUGGUGGGCACAGCAAUUUCUGGCCAAAAUUGAGAACUGUUCAUAAAAGGGAAGAAAGGUCUGGGGGUGGGUUGUUGUUUUUUUUUUAAGAGAAAAAAAAUGCUGACAGCAUCUGGUUCGUCAGAACCCAGAAUUGGUGGCAUUUUAGAGCCACAUUUUUAAAAGAUGACCGAAAUCAACUGACCCACGCUGCCAGCCUGGUGAGGCCAGCGGGACCGGACCACAGCCAUGUGCCCUCCCUGCACCCGGCUUGGAGGAGCAGCGUGUGGCCCCAGCCAGGAUUCCUUAAGUGCCAGUUCUCGGACUGCUGCAGCUCCCGCAGCCUCCAGCUCCCAGGGACACUGUGGUGCCGUGCUGGGGAGGAGGGAGCGGAUCCCUCCCUGCGCCCGCAGCCAUGGGGAGGACAGCAGGGUGCUGUAGCAGGACUGCCAAACAAUAAAGCGCUC